This is a messenger RNA of Penaeus indicus, 1014 nucleotides long. RefSeq lists its product as uncharacterized. The annotation marks the transcript as partial. The record is from RefSeq and is a predicted model, not a curated record. Lineage: Eukaryota; Metazoa; Arthropoda; Malacostraca; Decapoda; Penaeidae. The transcript has a single exon.
UCAUCAUCAUCAUCAUCAUCAUCAUCAUCAUCAUCAUCAUCAUCAUCAUCAUCAUCAUCAUCAUCAUCAUCAUCAUCAUCAUCAUCAUCAUCAUCAUCAUCAUCAUCAUCAUCAUCAUCAUCAUCAUCAUCAUCAUCAUCAUCAUCAUCAUCAUCAUCAUCAUCAUCAUCAUCAUCAUCAUCAUCAUCAUCAUCAUCAUCAUCAUCAUCAUCAUCAUCAUCAUCAUCAUCAUCAUCAUCAUCAUCAUCAUCAUCAUCAUCAUCAUCAUCAUCAUCAUCAUCAUCAUCAUCAUCAUCAUCAUCAUCAUCAUCAUCAUCAUCAUCAUCAUCAUCAUCAUCAUCAUCAUCAUCAUCAUCAUCAUCAUCAUCAUCAUCAUCAUCAUCGUCAUCAUCAUCCUCAUCAUCAUCAUCAUCAUCAUCAUCAUCAUCAUCAUCAUCGUCAUCAUCAUCCUCAUCAUCAUCAUCAUCAUCAUCAUCAUCAUCAUCGUCAUCAUCAUCCUCAUCAUCAUCAUCAUCAUCGUCAUCAUCAUCCUCAUCAUCAUCAUCAUCAUCAUCAUCAUCAUCAUCAUCAUCAUCAUCAUCAUCAUCGUCAUCAUCAUCCUCAUCAUCAUCAUCAUCAUCAUCAUCAUCAUCAUCAUCAUCAUCAUCAUCAUCGUCAUCAUCAUCCUCAUCAUCAUCAUCAUCAUCAUCAUCAUCAUCAUCAUCAUCAUCAUCAUCAUCAUCGUCAUCAUCAUCCUCAUCAUCAUCAUCAUCAUCAUCAUCAUCAUCAUCAUCAUCAUCAUCAUCAUCAUCAUCAUCAUCAUCAUCAUCAUCAUCAUCAUCAUCAUCAUCAUCAUCAUCAUCAUCAUCAUCAUCAUCAUCAUCAUCAUCAUCAUCAUCAUCAUCAUCAUCAUCAUCAUCAUCAUCAUCAUCAUCAUCAUCAUCAUCAUCAUCAUCAUCAUCAUCAUCAUCAUCAUCAUCAUCAUCAUCAUCAUCAUCAUCAUCAUCAUCAUCAUCAUCAUCAUCAUCAUCAUCA